AUGGCUGACACUGGUCUCCCCGACACUUGGGAAGUUCGUCAUUCGAACUCCAAGAACCUUCCCUACUACUUCAACCCCAACACAAAAGAAUCCCGCUGGGAACCUCCUGCCGAUACCGAUACCGAGAAGCUUAAAAUCUACAUGGCGCAGAACCACACCCCCGCUGCCCGCCCCGAGGCCUCGGGCGAGGGCGAAGGCAAAAUCCGCUGCAGCCACCUGCUCGUCAAGCACCGCGACAGCCGUCGCCCCAGCAGCUGGAGGGAGGCCGAUAUUACUCGUUCCAAGGAGGAAGCAAUUGAGAUCCUGAAGGGUCACGAGGCACGUAUCCAGUCCGGCGAGAUCAGCCUGGGUGAACUUGCCGUUGCGGAGUCCGACUGCAGCAGUGCCCGCAAGAAGGGUGACCUGGGUUUCUUUGGACGCAGCGAGAUGCAGAAGGAGUUUGAAGAUGCGGCUUUCGCCCUCCAGCCCGGCCAGGUUAGCGGGGUUGUCGAGACCGCCUCUGGUGUCCACCUCAUCGAACGGUAUGUUGAUUCUACGAGUGCUACCUAA
Molecule: messenger RNA, 549 nt
Organism: Penicillium salamii
Lineage: Eukaryota; Fungi; Ascomycota; Eurotiomycetes; Eurotiales; Aspergillaceae
Source: the annotation of a GenBank genome assembly